UUCUUUAGAAUUAAAUUACUAUAUUACUUGCUAAAGUUAAAAAGGAAAUAAAAAGUAAUAAUUAAAUACUAAAUAAUACAUAAACAAUAAUCCCAUAGAGUAGAUAAAAGCGAAAAAAUAUAACUAAACAACACGAGGAAAGAAACGACGCUCUAAAUUAAACAAAGAACACCAUCUACUAAUAAAAAAAAUCAAUACACAGUGCAAAAUAAAGGAACAAAGCUCACUUGAUUUUCUCAAGGAAAUAGAAAAUAGUGUUAAUAAUUAAGAUUGACACUUUCGAGAGUUCCGAUUGUAUAUACACUUAGCAAGGACAUAGAAGAAAAUGUCUUUAGUGCAGUUAGAUGCGGAUGUUGAUCUGAUGAACCAUUUCAGCGAUGACGAUGAGAGAACAGAAAACAAAUCAAACACCCAACAACAGCAGCAAAAAUUAACCACCGAAGUUGAGAUAAAUACAAUUGGUCUCAACAAAAAGAAACGUAGAAAACCAAAGAGUCGCAGCAGCAAGAAACACCAACGCCACCAAUCACAGCAAAACGAACCAAUGCUCUUAUCAUUAAAAGAUGAUGAUGAUGAUGACGACGAGGGACACACUGGUGUUGUGAAAGCUACGCAGAAGAGGGCCGCUAAUGCUUACAAUACUUCAUCAGAGUUCAGCGAAGAGGAUGAUGAAGAUGAUGUUUAUAGUCGAGAUAAUAAAGGAAAGUCAUGCACGGCAGCUAUCAGCAAUGCCACCCAUUCACCGUCUAAAUCUGCGGCAGCGACUGCAGCAGCCAUAGAACAAACCGCAUUAGCUUUCGAUGAACAUGAUUUCUUCAAUACCCGCGAUACCACAACAACAGAGCCCUCAUUUUCAUCACCUCUAGUGCUCAAUGGCCAUGGAACUCAGGCACAAUCAACAAGUGUAAAACAGCCAAAGAACUUAACUCCCACUAAUAUGAAUACUCAUGACUGUAGCAUAAUAACCAUCUCAUCGACAAACUCUCACUCGCUCUCGAAUGGGGGAAGAGCCGAUGCGGAUGAAUACGCCAACAACGACGAGAGCAGUGCAAUUGUAAGCAAAUUAUCAAAUCCAAGUUAUGUUGGUAGUCCAUCGCGUUCUGGCUACACAAAAGGCAGCAGUAGCAAUACACAUUCGCCAGCGUCAAGACAGAAAUAUGCCAUACAAAAUGCUGCCUCUGCUGCUGUUGCACCUCAACAAGUGAGAUUGUUCAGUAGCAAUGUUUUACCACCUCAUCUACGCCAGGAUUCUAUAAAUUCCCAAGAUGACACCGACGAAAUUUGUCUAGUUCCCGACGUAGAUUUUGAAUGUGGAAUAAGUAUAAUGGAUCACAGCGGAAGUGAUAAUCGUGAAUCGCAACCUUUAUUGGGUGGCGGCGGCGGAGGAGGAGGUGGCUCACAUGCUCGUGAUCAUUACGAGGUGGGCUGUAAUACAUUUAUGGAUGAUCCCAGUUUUACCGAAAUUGUUGCUCAAGUCGAAUUUGCCAUUGAACAUGGCGUUAUGCCGGAACGUAUUUAUCAGGGCAGCAGUGGCUCUUAUUUUGUCAAAAAUGCAUCCGGGAAAGUUUUGGCUGUUUUCAAACCUAAGGAUGAGGAGCCCUAUGGGCGCCUGAAUCCGAAAUGGACCAAAUGGAUGCAUAAGCUAUGCUGUCCUUGUUGUUUUGGACGAGCGUGUUUGAUACCAAAUCAAGGGUAUCUAUCUGAAGCUGGAGCCAGUUUAGUGGAUCGUAAACUAAACUUAAAUGUAGUGCCAAAGACCCGAGUGGUAAGAUUAGUAGCGGAAACUUUUAACUAUGCUCGCAUAGAUCGACAAAAAGCCAAACUAAAAAGGCGCAUCAAGGAGCAUUAUCCUUCAGCAAAAUUCAAUCGCAUGAGUUUACCUCUAAAGACUGGUUCAUUUCAAACCUUUGUCGAGGGUUACAAAGAUGCCGAUUACUGGCUGCGGCGUUUCGAGCAGGAACCCCUCUCCGAGGCCUUAACAAAAUCUUUUCAAGUGCAAUUCGAACGUUUGGUGGUAUUAGACUAUAUAAUACGCAACACAGAUCGUGGCAACGACAAUUGGUUGAUCAAAUAUGUCCAACCAAAAAUAACCAAGAAAGUCAAUGGCACCGGUGGCAAAACCUUGGCAUCCAGUUCCUCAUCAUCGAAUGAGGUUAAAACCGAAACGAUUAUUAAUACCGACCCAGUGGAAACGCAAAACAACAAUAACGAACAAACAACAACUAAAAUACCCAUCGCUGUGGGCAGUGGCCAACUCGUUGAUAUUGGUAGCAAUAUCAAUGCGGGUUCUUUACAAAGUAACUCUAGCACCAACAGUUCGAUGUCUGUUUCCUCAAAUGGUUUUGGUGGUGGCGACGUAGCUGUGGCCGAAGAGAAAUCUAUGCGUAAAGCUCACGAAAGAAAUGAAUGGAGUAUGGUGGAUUCGCCUGAAAUUAAAAUAGCCGCCAUUGAUAAUGGCUUGGCUUUUCCCUUCAAACACCCGGACUCAUGGCGCGCGUAUCCAUAUCAUUGGGCCUGGCUGCCACAGGCUAAAGUGCCAUUUAGUGAAGAAAUCAAACAAUUAGUACUGCCACAACUAUCCGAUAUGAAUUUCGUUGAGGAAUUGUGUACGGAUUUGUAUUAUCUGUUUCAACAGGAUAAGGGCUUCGAUAAACGUCUCUUCGAGCGACAAAUGUCGGUGAUGCGAGGACAAAUUCUAAAUUUAACACAGGCAUUAAAAGAUGGCAAAUCACCGGUACAACUGGUACAAAUGCCUGCCGUCGUCAUAGAAAGAUCCAGGGCAUCUCGUGGCUUUUUCUCAUUUACACAGCGCUUCCAAAAUAAAAGCCCCUUCUUUUCCUGGUGCUAACAUUUCUAUACGAACAGCCACAUUUCAAAUAAAAACAUACAUACAUACAAACAAUUUUUUAUAUAUAUUAUCUUUGUAUGUGGAUUAAAUUUCGUUUCGAAAACAAUUCACAUUACCAUAGUCUCUUUUUU
This is a messenger RNA of Stomoxys calcitrans (stable fly), 2979 nucleotides long. RefSeq names its product phosphatidylinositol 4-kinase type 2-alpha (gene Pi4KIIalpha). Gene Ontology annotation, molecular function: 1-phosphatidylinositol 4-kinase activity. Gene Ontology annotation, biological process: endosome organization; Golgi organization; phosphatidylinositol phosphate biosynthetic process. The transcript has 7 exons. Gene Ontology annotation, cellular component: lysosomal membrane; endosome; trans-Golgi network. Lineage: Eukaryota; Metazoa; Arthropoda; Insecta; Diptera; Muscidae. Bases 326 to 2848 code for a protein of 840 amino acids. The record is from RefSeq and is a predicted model, not a curated record.